GGAAAGUCCGGAAAGAAAUGCCUGAAAAAAUGACGAAUCUUUACACUCAACUAAGCCCUGAUGGGCCCCAGGCUGGUAGUGGACUUGUAGGGGGCCAUGCAGACCUUCCUCCAUUAAAUUUAUUCGAAAGAGAAGCAAAUGAAGUCAGAAAUCACCGUGUCAAUUGGCAGUCAUAUCUUCAGGGCCAGAUGAUUUCACAGGAGGACUUUGCCUUCAUCAAGGACUACGAUCUCGCUGGACCUGAAAGGAGGGAUCAACUAAUCCAGGCUCUGGGCCCCCUCUGUGCCAAGACACUAGUCCGUCUCAUGGGGCGUAUCGCCAAGGAGAUGACAGUUCGAUACAUCCUCACCUUAGUGGAUGACAUGCUGAAGGAAAAGCCAGAGCGGGUUUCAGUGUUUGCUGAGCAGGGCAGGAAGAGCAAGACGAGUCCAUGGGUCCCAUUCCUCACAUUACUCAACAGAGAGGACCAGUUUGCUACCACACAGUCUUGCCGAAUCGUAGCCAAACUUGCCACAUACGGCAAAGAUCGUAUGAACUCCAGCGAUCUCAAGUUCUUCUUUAAUUGGAUCCGCAAUCAACUGACGACACAGAACAAUGAGUACAUUCAGACCGUGGCCAUGUGUCUGCAACAGAUGCUCAAAUACAACGAGUACAGGGUCGGCUUCAUGGCAAAUGAUGGAAUCAGCACGUUGAUUCUUGUGUUAUCAGGAAAGGUGAGCUUCCAGAUUCAAUACCAGCUAAUCUUUUGUAUCUGGAUGGUAUCUUUCAAUUCAUCCCUGUGUGCACAGAUAAACAAGUACAAGAUUGUUCCAGUUUUGGCUGAUAUCCUAAGUGAAAGUGUGAAGGAGAAAGUGACAAGAAUCAUCUUGGCCGUCUUCAGGAAUCUGGUUGAGAAACCUGAAGAGAAGGAAGUCACGCAGGAGAAUGCUCUGUCUAUGAUCCAGUGUAAGGUCCUGAAGCAGCUGGAAGUCCUGGAAGGACAGAAGAUUGAGGAUCCAGACAUCACCGAGGAUAUUGAAUAUUUGAAUGAGAACCUGCACAACAGCAUGCAAGAUCUCAGUUCGUUUGAUGAGUAUUCUACAGAAGUGAAGUCUGGUCGUUUAGAGUGGAGUCCUGUUCACAAGAGCGAGAAGUUCUGGAGAGAGAAUGCUGCCAGGCUGAAUGAGAAGAACUAUGAGCUACUCAAGAUAUUGACAAGAUUGUUAGAGAGUUCUAAAGACCCUCUUAUCCUGUGUGUCAGUGCUCAUGAUAUAGGAGAGUAUGUCAGACACUACCCCAGAGGGAAAAAUGUGAUAGAACAACUAGGAGGCAAGCAUCUUGUUAUGCAGUACAUGACCCAUGAAGAUCCCAACGUUAGGUAUGAAGCACUGCUUGCCGUACAGAAACUCAUGGUUCAUAAUUGGGAGUACCUAGGAAGGCAGCUUGUCCAGCAAGAGGCAAGCUAGGAGGAGCCUUGUGGGCAUUCUGAUAUCAACAAUCAGCAACUCUAUUAUAAAACUGGUAACCAGAGCACUCUCAUAUGAACCUCGGGCCUGUUUCAUAAAGAGUUAUGGUACCUUUGCAGUCAUGGCAACUAUCAUGGUAUCAUUGCUCAACAGCCAAUCACAACCAAGGAUUCCAUGAUAGUUACCAUAGUUGUUAUUCUUUGUGAAACCAGCCCCUUGUCAUCUCUGAUGAGUUGUCAUUCUCUGAUGGUUGCCAUAGUAACCAUUAGAAUCCAGUAUUUCUCAGCCUAUCAUGUCAGAAAAAAAGCGGCUGACCCCAUCAUGCUGUAUACUGUAAGGCUAAACAUCUUACACAGGCUUUAAUGUGUGGGACUAGUAACCGAGGUAAAAGACAAAUAUGUGGUCUGCCCUUGAAUUAUAAUGUAGCCAUGCUGGGCUUAGCUUUUUUUUGUUGUAUGACCAUGUCAUGGAAUGAAGCUUUGCAUCUCUUGAUAUUUAUUUUAGUCAUUGUAACCAAAGCUGUAGGUACAACCUGCACAUAUGUUUAAUAAUAAUAGUCCUUGUAUAGUGCAUUACACAUGAUGAUUGAUGUCUCUAUGCACUUCCAAAGGACUUGGAUAUUAUUACUCCAGCUGUAGCUCAAAUAGCUUUCACGCGCUCGGCAUGAUUAUGUUUAUGAUCAGAAAUGACAAGUUUGACUCUAACAGAAUGUAUGUACAGGAGACUCUGAAUAGGUCGAUCUUACAGUAGAAAAAUAAUCUUCAAACUUGUAGCAUUAUUUUAGACCUGGGCCCUGUCUUACAAAGAGUUACAAUUUAUCCAAUCAACCGUAACUCUAUGGAAAUCCAUCAGUGUCAUAU
Messenger RNA from Lytechinus variegatus (green sea urchin), 2305 nucleotides. RefSeq names its product V-type proton ATPase subunit H-like. The transcript has 11 exons. Gene Ontology annotation, cellular component: vacuolar proton-transporting V-type ATPase, V1 domain; lysosomal membrane. The record is from RefSeq and is a predicted model, not a curated record. The coding region runs from base 18 to 1445 and encodes 475 amino acids. NCBI's taxonomy places the organism in Eukaryota, Metazoa, Echinodermata, Echinoidea, Temnopleuroida, Toxopneustidae. Gene Ontology annotation, biological process: proton transmembrane transport. Gene Ontology annotation, molecular function: proton-transporting ATPase activity, rotational mechanism.